GUGUGAAGGGCUGGGCGCUGACUUCCGGCUUGCUGAGAUCAGACAGCAGCGGCAGUAGCAGCUUCAGUGCUGAAAUCAGGGCGGAUUCACGGAGUCUGGUGAAAGAUGGACAGUCAAGGCAGGAAAGUGGUGGUCUGUGACAACGGGACCGGGUUUGUCAAAUGUGGAUAUGCCGGCUCUAAUUUCCCCGAGCACAUUUUUCCAGCUCUGGUCGGGAGACCCAUCAUCCGUUCCACUGCCAAAGUGGGAAACAUUGAGAUUAAGGACCUGAUGGUUGGCGAUGAGGCCAGCGAGCUGCGCUCCAUGCUUGAGGUGAACUACCCGAUGGAGAACGGCAUUGUGAGGAACUGGGAUGAUAUGAAGCACCUCUGGGAUUACACCUUCGGGCCUGAGAAACUCAACAUCGACUCACGAAACUGCAAGAUCCUGCUCACGGAGCCGCCUAUGAACCCUACCAAGAACAGAGAGAAAAUCAUUGAGGUGAUGUUUGAGACCUAUCAGUUUUCCGGGGUUUAUAUUGCCAUCCAGGCUGUACUUACACUUUACGCUCAAGGUUUGCUGACGGGGGUUGUGGUGGACUCUGGUGACGGUGUCACUCAUAUUUGUCCAGUGUAUGAAGGUUUCUCCCUCCCUCAUCUCACACGCCGUCUGGACAUCGCCGGGAGGGACAUCACACGCUACCUCAUCAAGCUGUUGUUGUUGAGGGGUUACGCCUUCAAUCACUCAGCCGACUUUGAGACUGUGAGAAUGAUGAAGGAGAAGUUGUGUUACGUGGGCUAUAACAUCGAGCAGGAGCAGAAGCUCGCUUUGGAGACCACCGUGCUGGUGGAGUCGUACACGCUGCCGGACGGCAGGGUGAUUAAAGUGGGCGGAGAGCGGUUUGAAGCUCCUGAAGCGUUGUUCCAGCCUCACCUCAUCAAUGUUGAGGGAGUGGGCGUGGCCGAGCUGCUUUUUAACACCAUCCAUGCAGCCGACAUUGAUACCAGGGCUGAGUUUUACAAACACAUUGUUUUAUCGGGCGGUUCUACGAUGUAUCCCGGCCUGCCGUCCCGUCUGGAGCGUGAACUCAAGCAACUGUACCUGGAGCGAGUGUUGAAGGGAGAUGUCGACAAACUCUCGAAAUUCAAGAUCCGCAUCGAAGAUCCUCCACGCCGUAAGCACAUGGUGUUUUUGGGCGGAGCGGUCUUAGCAGACAUCAUGAAAGACAAAGACAACUUCUGGAUGACCCGAGAGGAGUACCAAGAGAAAGGCACACGCGUUCUAGAGAAGCUGGGGGUUACUGUUAGAUAAAUCACACACACAUACAUGCACCGCACCAAACAUCACAUACUUGCACCCACAUUAUCCAUCACGCCGGGUGACGUUUUGGCAGCGUAAACAGACUUUUUUUGGCAGACUGUGAGAAUAUACUUGAGGAUACCAAUCAAAUACUUGAACUCCCUUUGCAAUCCAAAAAACAAGUGCUCGAUGUUUGUACGACAUUCCAAAUGUAACGGUUCGUAGCUGAAGAGGGAAUAAAAAAUCAAACCUGUUUACGCUGGCAAAAUGUAUCCUAAAUAAUCCCUCUUGUUCACCAUAUCAUGAUCUCAUGUUUAUUUUGGUUGCUGUCGCAGUCUACAUUGACCCUAAUGAAAAGAAAUGUCACUCAAAAGACACAGGAGGAUGGAGGUGGUGUGCAAGUAGAGAGACAAAAAGAUGUAUUUUUAAGACGACUUUAAGUAUGUAAAACAUCAUUUUUUGUAAUAUGAAUAAAAAUAACAGCAGCCAGUUUGCUAUUGAAAAGAAAUGAAGAUAGUAAAGAUUUGUGGCCGACCGUAUCAAAUAAUAGACAUUCCUCUGAAGGCAGACUGCUUUUGCUGAAUUGUUGACUUUCUUUAACUUGCUGUAUUAAUGUCUUUCUGUGUUUUUAAUCGCCGCGCUUGACUUAAAGUGAAAUAGCAGUAGGGACCAAUACUCCCAAUAAGGAAUUCAUGUGGAACAGUAUGAAUCCAUUUCAUUUUGGUACAGAAAAUCUCUUUGCUGCAUCAACUCAUUUUAGUUUUAAGACUUUCAUAAAAAUAUGUUUUUGAACGGUUUGAAAGGAAAACCAUUAAAUUGCAUUCUGGUUGAAUCUCAUGAAACAUGUUGGGAACGUCAUCAACCUUCAUUUAAGGACCAUUUUGCAUCACAUCCCCCCUCACAUUUCUCCUCAGUUUUAAGCUCUGGUCUGAAUGUGACCUGGACAUGUUUUCAUGAGAUUCAUGCGGAACUAAACACGUUCAGUUGUAGUUUGCGCAGGUAUCCGGGCUGCUGGUCUUAAUUGUGGAUUUAAUUAUCAUGUCUGUUGUUCCAUCGCAGUAACCCCGCGUCCUUCUCCCCGCUCAAACCAACCGCAACCGGUUUGUUUAGUCUCCUAACAAAUAUCAGUCCCGCUCUUUUCCGCUGAGGAACGUCACACCUUUGUUCACUUUCUCUCAUUUUUCUUUUACGUUCUUGCGUCAUGUUUUUGCUUUUUUAAUGUGGGUUGUUGAGUCAGGACGCGGUCUGGGAAUGGAAGGUGACGAUGACACCCGGGUGACCGCCGGGCAAAUCCGUGUCAGACGCUUCACUCCCAGACCAAAGGUGGCUUGAGAUGUACUGAUUUUUUUGCUCAUUUGUAAUAUGAAUGAUAUAAUGAUGGUAUUGAUGAUGAGAAUUUGAGUGUCUGUAAGCUGGAUUUGCAUUGUUUCUGUGUUUGGUCUUGGGUUUGCACACGAUCUUCACACGUUGAAACAAAUCUCACAUGCAUUCAUCAUUCCUGUGCCAAGUUUGGGUAUUGUAGUUGGAUCAAGACGUUUUGUUUGUUUGUUUUUCUGCUUUUUGUUUGUUUGUAGCGUACUGCUGGACUUGAUUUAAAUAAAGCAAACUGAUUUAUAACUUAACGCUUAAAGUGAGUCUUUU
Molecule: messenger RNA, 2919 nt
Organism: Triplophysa rosa
Lineage: Eukaryota; Metazoa; Chordata; Actinopteri; Cypriniformes; Nemacheilidae
Gene: actr2a
Product: actin related protein 2a
Exons: 9
Coding region: 106-1290 (394 amino acids)
Biological process (GO): Arp2/3 complex-mediated actin nucleation
Cellular component (GO): actin cortical patch; Arp2/3 protein complex
Molecular function (GO): actin filament binding
Source: RefSeq, a predicted model, not a curated record